This is a messenger RNA of Chenopodium quinoa (quinoa), 4384 nucleotides long. RefSeq lists its product as uncharacterized. Lineage: Eukaryota; Viridiplantae; Streptophyta; Magnoliopsida; Caryophyllales; Amaranthaceae. The record is from RefSeq and is a predicted model, not a curated record. Gene Ontology annotation, molecular function: DNA binding. The coding region runs from base 376 to 4041 and encodes 1221 amino acids. Gene Ontology annotation, biological process: nucleosome assembly. The transcript is spliced from 5 exons. Gene Ontology annotation, cellular component: nucleosome.
GUGAGACAAAAUUUCGUUUUAGGUUAAAAUUAGAACAAGGGCAAAGUUGUCAAAAUUUUAUAAAUUGUGGGCUUUAUGUAGAAAAACGCGGGCGAUGUUUAACAAGUCCCUUUUUUUACUGGUAAUAAAACCUGAUUGACUCAGUACGUGGGAAGUUGGUAACUAUCACAUUGUUAUAUACGGAGUAAAAAAAAAAUACUUCACCCUGGUUUCUCUCACAUCAAACACUUAACAGCGCCACUCUCGCUCUUCCUCCAACUGAUCAUUCAUUCUGUGUUUUCCUCUUUUUCUCAGAAUGUAUGUAAUUUUAUAAUCAAUCACCUUCAAAAUUAUUAAAAUUGUAGGAUUCUCAAUUCUAUCUCCUGAAGAAAAUCAAUGGAAAAAUUGAAAGAAACAAUCUUUAAAAUAGCUAAUUCUAAUCCAAAUACACCCUCUUUAUCUCCUUCCCAAAUUGCCCUCAUUCAACAACUUUUACUUGCUUUCCCUGUUCUUCACACUCCUACUCACCCCACAUAUGCUUCUAUGAUACAAAAUGCAAUUAAGGGGUUGAAUGAGAAAGAGGGAUCAAAUGAGGAGUCAAUUUCGAAAUAUAUUAAGGCAAAUUAUGAUGGUUUACCAUGGGCACAUAGUGCAUAUUUAAGCCAUCAUUUGAAUAAACUUUGUAAGAAUGGUGAAAUUGUGUGUUAUACUUCUUCUACUAGUAAGUGUUACACUACACCAGCAGCGGCCUUAUUCAAAGAUCAUAAUUCGAGGAGACAACUGAUUAAUCAAAAUUUGCCUAGGGAAAGAAAUGAGUUUGUGAUAAAGGGUGAGGAGGGAAAUGCAGGUGGAGAAGAAGUUGUUGAAGUGAGUAAUAAUCUGAUUGGACUUGAAGAGGAUGGUGUGUUGUUUGGGAGGAAUAGGGUGAAUCCUAGGAGGCGGAGUUCAUUUGUUGUUGAAGAAGAUGAUGAAGUUGCAGGAGCUGCAGCUGUUGUAGGACAGCAGAAUAUGGGAAAUAUCAGCAGUAGUCUGACAAUGAUGGAUAUGCAUGAUGAUACUGCUACCAGUGCUGCUGAACUGAUGCUUGAGCCUGAUGAGUGUGUGCAGAAGUCAUCCUUGACCUUAUUUACUUCUGCAGUAUCAAAUGUUCGUGGUGAUGCUGCUGAGCUUGCUGUAAGAGAGUUGGGUUGUAAGGAAAGCGAACUUGUGAUAGUUCCUUAUGAGGGUGAUGCUCUCAUGUCACCAGAAAGAAUGAAUCCUAUGAUUGUCUGUGGUUUGGCACAGGAAGCAUCACCGAAAGAAAAGAAGCAUCAGCCAAAAAGGAAAUCGAAAGCUAGCCAAGAUAAAACAGAAGCCUCUUUGGAAUCAAAUCCAUCUCUCCCAGCUUUCUCUAAACAGCAUCCCCUGAAAAGAAAAUUGAAAGCUAGCCAACAAAAAAUAAAAGUCUAUAUGGAAUCAAUGCCAGCUCACCCAGCUUUACUUGUGGGUCGAAAUCUGCUUGACCAUGACCCAGAACGUGAGCUUUUGUCUCACAGAGGUCUUGAGACCAAGGCAAGUGGGAUGGAGAGUGAAACGGGGCCACCAUGGAUGAUGCCUAUGUUGAAGGGGCAGUACUUCGUCACUUGCUCACUGCAUGCAUAUUCAAAGAGGAGUGAAUGCAACAUGUUCUGUUUAGAUUGCAUGGGAGAUGCCUUUUGUCUCAAUUGUUUGUACUUCCACAAUCAGGAUCAUCGUAUCAUUCAGGUAAGAAGAUCAUCAUACCACAACGUGGUGAGAGUGAAUGAGAUACAAAGCCACCUAGACAUAUCAGGCAUUCAAACAUACGUUAUUAACAGUGCAAAGAUUGUGUUCCUCAAUGCCCGCCCUCAGACAGCUGCAGGCAAGGGUUUCCACACCUGUGAAAUUUGUUGCCGCAGCCUACUUGAUUCCUCCAGAUUUUGUUCUCUUGGUUGCAAGCAUUUUGCAACACUGAUGGAUUCUGAAAAGUUCAAGGAAAGUGAAGAAGCCUGUACAUCAUCAUCUAUGCUCUUAGAUGUUCCCAUUGAACAGUUGGAGAAACAGAAGAAUUUGGACCCUUUGCACCCAAAUGGCCUUGAAGAGCUUAUGCUAGUGGAAGAUGACGAAGAUUUGCCUCUUCGAACAGUGUUAAAGAAGUGCGGCAAGCGAAAAAAGGAUGCAGUGCAAAAACCAACAGAAAAGUCUCCUUUACUGACAGAGAUAUCUUCUGAACCAGAAACUAAUAUGAUUUUCGAAGAAGAGGCCUCCAUGCUUCGCCAAUUUGACAAGAUCAAAAGACAUGAAGAGCAUGAAGUGCCAAAUCUGACAGCAAAUACUCCUUUAGGGAAAGAUGCUUCAUCUGAACCAGUUACCAAUCUGACUGUAGAAGAGACAACCUCCAUGCUUUGCCAAUUUAAUAUCAAAAGUCAGGAGGAAACUGAUAGGCAAACAGUUCAUCUAGAGGUUGAGCCAUCAGGAAUACUUGCAGCUGGACAUACGACAUCAGACAAUCUACAAAGUGAGCAAAAGAAACACCAAGACCAGCCAAUCAGCAAGUCACCUUUAUCAGACCAAUCCUUGCAGAAUCCCGAGCAUGGAAUAGAAGGUCAAGGACAAAAUGAAAAUAAUGUCCAACUUCAGGAUCUAGAAUCACCUGUGGCCACAUUUGAAGAAGAAAAUAUCCCCACAAUCUUUGAUAACUGUGAGCAGGACAUGAAUCAGUUGAUGAGGGAGUUCCAAGGAAGACCACAAAAACAAUUAGAAAUUAGCAAGGAAGAUAAAAUAACCUCAUCAAAUGAGCAUCUUCAGCAGCAGGAAAAACCUUCCGUAGAACUGGAGCAGCAAAAGGAGCAGCAGAAAAGAGAUGUCCGAGGGAGGCCUAAGAAAGAAAAAGGAGACAACGGAGUGGUUGAUUCAUUUAAUUUACAACCUCAGCAGCAAAGCAAACGGAUGAAGAAAGGUGGCCAAGGAAGGCCAAGGAAACAAUUGGAGUCAACUAAAGAAGAUGCAAUAGCUGUGUCGAACUCACUUCUUUGGCAACAAGAAGGGUUCUCUGAGAUAGCAACUGAUCAGCGUUCUCAGCUGCAAAUCAACCAGAAGAAGAAAGGCCAGGGAAGGCCACGAAAGCAAACAGAACCAACCAAGGAAGACAAACUGGAUUCUUUAAACUUGUUUCUCAACUCACAAGAAGGGUCAUGUGAAUUCAAGAUUCCGAAUUCUUUGCAGAAAAAUAAACUUAUAGAAACGGAUGGCUCAGGAAGAUCACUUCAGAUAGAAGGAACCAAUGAAGAUGCAGCAGGUUCUUCAAAUUUGCAUAUCCAUAAACAAGAAGGGUUGUCUGAAAUAGCAACUAAUCAGCAAUCUCAACAACAAACUAAACAACUGAAAAAUGGUGGCCGAGGAAGGCCAAGGAAACAAAUAGAAACAACCAAGGAAGUUGGUGCAGAUUCAUCAAAUUUGCCUCUUCAGCAAAAGGCCGGGUCCUCUGCACCAGAACAACACCAGAUUUCUCUGCUGCAAGUUGGAAUGCGCAAAAAGAAUGGUCGUGGAAGGCCACGAAAACAAAAAGAAGGAACCAAUAACGAUCCGGCAGCUUCAAUAAAUUUGCAUCUUCAAGAAAACAGCCAGCUUAAUAAGGAUGGCCAAGGAAGACCAAUGGUACAAGAUUUAGCAGAUUCAUUAAAUCUGCCUCAUAAGCUGGAGGAAGAGCUAUCAGAUAAAGAAAAGGAAGUGGGUGAUUGUCUCGAUGCCAAAACUGAGAAACUACUAAGUGAAUUUCAUGAGACAGCUGAAACAGGACAAGCAUUGUCACCCAUAGAUGUUAACUUGGAGGACGAAGGUCAGCUUCUUGAUGCAAGUGCACUGACUAACCCCUCAGAUAAUCAGCCUGAUCAUCGGUCAGAAGAUCAACACUACCUGGACAAUAAGGAGAGACAAGGAAAUUUUGAUGGCCUAGCACAGCCUCCUAAAGAAAAGCCAUCAAAGAUUACAGCAAUACAGGUUCCCCUGUCCUCGAAAGAUCAGCUGCGCUCCAGGGUAAAGCGCCAAUGUCAAGAUAGCAGUUGAAGUAGACUUGGUAAAAUUCUUUCUUAAGCAUCUUUAGUAGAAUAAAUUAGCAUAGCUGUUUAUUAGGAGUUAAGUCUAUCAUUUAUUUCUUUUUUGGUGCUUAACUUUACUGCAUUGAGAACAAGAGUAAUUUAUAAGUUUUGUUCGUGGAAGCCAGGAGAGAUAUAAUGUAAUUUUCUUGCUGAACAAUACAAAUACACAAUAAAUUAUUGUGCAACCAUCCUUUCGUUUCACCAAAACAUGUAACUAGCAAGUUAAUUAGAAUGUGCACCUACUAGAGUUAAACAAGAGUCAUGACCAUUUAGCUGGAAAUAAUACUAUGGUAGCUGCAUCUCUUAUCUCA